This is a messenger RNA of Galeopterus variegatus (Sunda flying lemur), 1237 nucleotides long. It is a transcript of the gene SYT8, whose product is annotated as synaptotagmin VIII. Bases 1 to 1167 code for a protein of 388 amino acids. Gene Ontology annotation, biological process: calcium ion-regulated exocytosis of neurotransmitter; synaptic vesicle endocytosis; cellular response to calcium ion. NCBI's taxonomy places the organism in Eukaryota, Metazoa, Chordata, Mammalia, Dermoptera, Cynocephalidae. The transcript has 8 exons. The record is from RefSeq and is a predicted model, not a curated record. Gene Ontology annotation, molecular function: calcium-dependent phospholipid binding; clathrin binding; calcium ion binding. Gene Ontology annotation, cellular component: axon; dense core granule; synaptic vesicle membrane.
AUGGGGCGCCCCCCAGAGCCCCGCAGCACCCCGGCCUCCGCAGGCACCACCAUUGUGCCCGGGAUCACUCCAGAUCUUGUUACCAGGAUCCCCUGGCCACGCUGGGCAUCCGCUGCCAUCGCCCUCGCUGCUGGUGUCCUCCUCGUUUCCUGCCUCCUCUGUGCCAUCUGCUGCUGCUGCCGCCGCUGCCGCCACCACAGGAAGAAGCCCAGAGACAAGGAGGCUGUGGGCCUGGGCAGUGCCCGAGGCACCACCACCACCCACCUGGUGCAGCCGGAUGUGGAUAACCUGCAGUCUGGCCCCGGGGGGCCUCCGCAGUGGGGGCGCCUGCAGCUCUCGCUGGAGUACGACUUGGGAAGCCAGGAGAUCAGAGUGGGUCUGAAGCAAGCAGCCGACCUGAGGGCCGGGGGCACAGCAGACCCCUACGCCCACGUCAGCGUCUCCACCCAGGCUGGGCACAGUCAUGAGACAAAGGUGCAUCGUGGCACACUCUGCCCUGUGUUUGAGGAAACUUGCUGCUUUCAUGUCUCCCCUGCAGAGCUACCUGGGACCACCCUGCGUGUGCAGCUCCUGGACUUCAAGCGCUUCUCCAGGCACGAGCCACUGGGUGAGCUCAGCCUGCCGCUGGAUGCUGUGGAUCUGAGGCACGUCCUGGAGCGCUGGUACCAGCUGGGCCCACCGGGCACUGCCGAGCCUGAGCAGAUGGGGGAGCUGUGUUUCUCGCUCCGGUACGUGCCCAGCUCGGGCCGGCUGACUGUGGUAGUGCUGGAGGCCCGAGGCCUGAGUCCAGAGCUGACAGAGCCCUACGUGAAGGUCCAGCUCAUGCUGAGGCAGAAGAAGUGGAAGAGGAGAAAGACGUCUGCCAGGAAGGGCACAGCCACCCCCUAUUUCAACGAGGCCUUCACCUUCCUGGUGCCCUUCAGCCAGGUCCAGAGCGUGGACCUGGUGCUGGCUGUCUGGGCCCGUGGCCCACAGCUCCGGGCCGAGCCUGUGGGCAAGGUGCUGCUGGGCGCUCGGGCCUCUGGCCAGCCCCUGCAGCACUGGGCAGACAUGCUGGCCCAUGCCCGGCGGCCCAUCGCCCAGUGGCACCGCCUGCGGCCUGCCAAGGAGGUGGACCGUGCCCUGGCCCUGCAGCCAUGCCUACGCUUGCCCCUGCCUCACUCCUGAAAGCACACUGUGCCUUGGUCUCCCCAGGCCACGCUGGGGAACCCACUGUAAUAAAUGCCUUUUCCCACAA